This is a messenger RNA of Paracoccidioides brasiliensis Pb18, 375 nucleotides long. RefSeq names its product V-type proton ATPase subunit F. Gene Ontology annotation, cellular component: proton-transporting V-type ATPase, V1 domain; fungal-type vacuole membrane. The coding region runs from base 1 to 375 and encodes 124 amino acids. The transcript is spliced from 5 exons. The record is from RefSeq and is a predicted model, not a curated record. Gene Ontology annotation, biological process: proton transmembrane transport. Gene Ontology annotation, molecular function: proton-transporting ATPase activity, rotational mechanism.
AUGACGACUCCCACAAGUGCAUACAAGGAUCGCCAAUUUCUCGCCGUCAUAGGGGAUGAAGACUCCGUGACAGGCCUUCUACUAGCAGGAAUUGGCCACGUAACCGACCCCCCAGACUUACAACGAAACUUCGUCGUCGUCGAUGCCAAGACAGAAACCUCCGCCAUUGAAAAAGCCUUUCACAAUUUCACACAGGAACGGAAAGAUAUUGGCGUGUUAUUAAUAAACCAACAUAUUGCAGAACGCAUCCGAAACAGCGUGGAUUCGUUCACGGACGCAUUCCCCGCCGUUCUGGAAAUACCAAGUAAAGACCACCCCUAUGACCCGGACAAGGACAGUGUUCUGCGCCGCGUGCGGAGAUUGUUUGGGGAGUAA